This is a messenger RNA of Scylla paramamosain (green mud crab), 435 nucleotides long. RefSeq names its product zinc finger protein 771-like. Gene Ontology annotation, biological process: regulation of transcription by RNA polymerase II. The record is from RefSeq and is a predicted model, not a curated record. The transcript has a single exon. Gene Ontology annotation, molecular function: DNA-binding transcription factor activity, RNA polymerase II-specific; RNA polymerase II transcription regulatory region sequence-specific DNA binding. Lineage: Eukaryota; Metazoa; Arthropoda; Malacostraca; Decapoda; Portunidae. Bases 1 to 435 code for a protein of 144 amino acids.
AUGGAGCGGAAGGCAAAGACUGAUGGCAGGAAGGCGACAGGAGAGUGGCAGGGUCCCAACUCUAGCAGCUCAGGCCAUAAGUGUCCUCAUUGUGACUACGCCACUGCUAGCAUGAAUGAAGUCUGGAAACACAUAGCUCUUUCCCACUCAGGGGCCAAGCCUUACUUUUGCCCCUAUUGUUUGUAUAGAACUACCAGGAACUCCCUCCUUAAGGAACACAUUAAUACACACACUGGGGAGCGGCCCUUCGCUUGCCCGCACUGCCCUUACAGUUCCUCCCACCGGAACAUUCUCAAGCGACACAUUCGCACUCACACCGGGGAAAAACCUUAUGCCUGUACCCACUGUCCGUUCCAAGCAGCCAGCAAGACUAAUCUCAACAAACACUUGACAAUACACAAAAGGAAGGAAGAUGCAAAUCAGGCCUACCUUUAA